UGCUAUUCCGCGAAACGGGUGCACCUGAACCUCGUCAAGAAGCACCCGAACCUACUGCCGGCCCGCCAGAAACGGCCGGCGCGUCCGCAGAGUUUUGGAGAUUCCCGUAAAGCUAUUAAGAUCUAUAGGGCGCUCAAGAAUACUCACUCGUCAGCGGCGGCUACCGGUUCCCCGAGGGCUGGCAGCAGCGGUAGGGCUCGUACGGUGAGCGCCAGUAGUCAGAAUCAGAGCGCCGGUGGUGGUAGGGCUCGCACUGUUAGUACGGAUAGUCGGGUGUAUCGCAAGCCGAUGCCAAAGUCGCGCCGCGAGGCCGAGGAUAAGAGGAGACGUACGUCCACUCCGAAGGCUAAGAAGUUGGUGAACAAUACGCUGGCGAUGAGUACUGAUGUGUCCGCGGAUCAGGUGGUCGUCGAUGGUGUCGUCCAUAGUAUGCUCGACGCUGUGUCAACCGAUGAUAAUAUGAGUCAAGAGAGCAAUACCGGCGCCAAUAAGGAUAGUCAGGAGCCGGCGAUGUAUAGCUCGGAUGUGUCCAUAUCUGAGAAUGAGUAUAACUUCUGCGAGUUUAGCGGCAGUUCCGACGACUCGGACACCGAUAAGGACUUCAAGCCUUCCGUGUACUACAAGAAUAAGAUUAAAAUACCGUUUAUUUUCAUACAUUAA
Messenger RNA from Oppiella nova, 660 nucleotides. Lineage: Eukaryota; Metazoa; Arthropoda; Arachnida; Sarcoptiformes; Oppiidae. The record is from the annotation of a GenBank genome assembly.